Messenger RNA from Rhipicephalus microplus (southern cattle tick), 1870 nucleotides. RefSeq lists its product as uncharacterized. NCBI's taxonomy places the organism in Eukaryota, Metazoa, Arthropoda, Arachnida, Ixodida, Ixodidae. The record is from RefSeq and is a predicted model, not a curated record.
CUCCGCUGCUUCGCUGCUUCUCUCGUUCCAUGCGUUUGUUUUGGCUUGUGCGUCGAGCUGGCUGGCUGGCCGUGCGACGGCCUGCAGUGGAGUGUGCGAAGCGUGACCGAACGGAUUUGCGCGGCGCUCGUGACACUGUGCCCGUCGACAGCUGUGUCUUUUACCAUGUUAAGACCGCGCGCCUGACGACAACCGAGGAGCGUCGUUUGAGGCAACGGGGUCGAACAACAUCGUGGUUUGAGCGCGUUUCGGAUCAUUUGUCGGAGUUUCGAAAACUCGCUGCAUUCGUCUCAUCGGCCAGCACAACGUUAGCGAGCCAACGCGAUGUCAACGCAUCCCGUAGCGGGAGCGGUACUGUGUCGGGGUUCCGGUGACAACCGGUGACAGCGCGCUGAUAUCCCCGCUCCGGUGUGUGUGCUGUGUGUGUGUGUUUUGCGUGUCGUCGUCUAUCAGCAGGACACACGACGACGAGACCUGGAGACGCCGGGCCAGGAAAGGGAUAGAAGUCUAUACGUCGGUAAAGCUGGGAAUGGCUUCUGUUCUUACUUUCUGACCAACAUGUGGAAAAUUCAUUAUGUUACUGACGUAACUAAACAUGGACAUCUCAACAGUGCUUGCAGCGUUGUGGGGUGUCCUGAUGCUCCUGCAAGAACCCUGUCAAGGUGUGCCCCAAGGGGGCCACGCCCCGCCUCCCGUGGUGUUCGUGCCAAGCUCCUUGCCUCCUUGGGGAGCAGGCACUGGCAGCCACCAACAGGCACCCACAUACGAGUCCCCGCACACUUCCCCCAUCUUUGUGAGGGCUGAGCCCAUUCCCUUGAGUGAGCCCCAGGGCACGAACUGGCGGCCCAUGCACAACCCAGCCAGCUGGCUAUCCCAGCCUCACCCAGACAACUCGCCCAUCAGCACGGGUCCUUCAUCGUACGUCUUUCGUGGAAACAGCCCACCUUCUCCUCCCAUCACUGCCCCUCCCUCAUUCCCGCAAGUGCCACAAAGCCCCACUACGCAUCCAGACUGGAGAACCUUCGUACCAUCCCUACCACAGCACACCGUUCCACAGCAGACAAAUACGCCAGCUCAGCUAUCCAACGAGAUUCCACCUGUGAGACCGAUUCUACCUGCGACGAGUGGUGAGAACACUGUGCAGCACCCUGUCUCCGCAACCGAUCCAGUGACUGAGAGCCUUCCAGACACUACCCAGGCUACGGCUGCUACAGAUGCGACGGAGUCCUUCUCCAUUAACGCCGUGUCUGAUGGGCAUGACAGCGUGCAUCCGCAGAGUAAUGCAACGCCCAGUUCUACGUCGAGUGACUCCAGCCCGUUUCGUGUUUCUGGUGGUGUGAUAGACCAAAACGGUGUGCACCAAGAAAGUGUUGUAACUGUGGAGGCUAAAGCGGGUGGUAGUGUGACUGCCACGCCCAUUGAGACAUCGACUGCGACCACCACAGUUGACAAGGACUCGCCGAACAUUGAGUCUCCAGACUACCCUUUAGCCGGAGGUGCAGUGGCUGGAAUAGUGAUCGGUUCCAUUGCAUCGGUAGCACUUCUUGCAGGUCUAAUAACAUAUAUCGUCUUACGGAGGCCUUUCCUGAAGCUGCUGAAUGGCCAGGACAAGUCUUCGACGGAUAACGUCGCCUACAUCGAUGACUCGGUGCGCAGUAGCUACAUGAACACCCAUAUUGAGCUUCCCAAGGAAAGCUCGGAAGAAAUGACUUCUCUGGACAACGACUCGUUUCUCAACAGCCUGGAAGCAGUGACCAUACAAAACUACUGGGCCGACACCAGCAAAAACACGAAUGUGUGAAGGACCAAGCGAGCGGACAAAGGGCCUUGCCUCUAUUGCUGUGCAUUCCUUUAACAUGUGAAUACUAGG